Molecule: messenger RNA, 495 nt
Organism: Pyricularia pennisetigena
Lineage: Eukaryota; Fungi; Ascomycota; Sordariomycetes; Magnaporthales; Pyriculariaceae
Exons: 3
Coding region: 1-495 (164 amino acids)
Biological process (GO): endosome transport via multivesicular body sorting pathway
Cellular component (GO): fungal-type vacuole membrane; fungal-type vacuole lumen
Molecular function (GO): ubiquitin protein ligase binding
Source: RefSeq, a predicted model, not a curated record
AUGUGUUCCGCCGACAUCUUUCUCGGCCUUCUGGCCAUCCUCUUUCCGCCUUUGCCAGUCUGGGUGAAGCGUGGCCUUUGCUCUGCCGACUCGGUCAUCAACAUCCUCCUCUGCGUUCUUGGAUACUUUCUAAUGCGAACGACGCAGCUGCCUGGUCUUAUCCACUCAUGGUACAUCAUCGCUCGCUUCCCUGAGGAGCAGUACGACUACGAGCGUGGCUACAACCGGGAUGCCGAGCGCGUGACCUACGUUUUUGUCGCCGCCAACGGCGAGCAGCAGAACUCGCGCGGCCCUGCCCGCCAGCCCCGACCGAGCGCCAACAAGUCUGGCGCUGGCCCGACAUACGGCACCACCAACAACGCCACCAGCAACCAGGCCUCGAACUCGAGUCCGCCGCAGGGGACCAACGCUGGCGAGGGUGGCAGUGAUGGAACUGCGCCGCCGAGCUACGCCCAGGUUGUUGCUGGAGACAACAAGAUACAGACUCAAGACUAG